AUGGCCAAGCUGUGGCAUGAGGGCCACUCCACACCCAUUUUGUGUGUUUGCGCAUCCCCAGGCACCACAGGACUUGUUGCCUCAGGUUCUGAAGGCGGAGAUGUUGUCAUUUGGAGCCAAGAAGGAUCCGUCGUGGGUCGCCUCAACCUCCGGGGUGAGGACGAUUGCACCAGCGUGGCGUUUUCUCCCUUGGCGUCGGGCCUGCUCUAUGCAUCUCACGGCGACACGGUUAGCACAUUUGACCCUCGGAACCUGAAGGGCGCCUUGGAGGAGUUUGUUGGCGCCGGGGAGGAGGAAAUAAACGCGUUGGCGUUGAACGAGAGUGGUACAACUCUUGCACUGGCUGAUGACUCAGGGGCAGUCCGGAUCCUGGAGCUUCCUGGGGGGAAAGUUUGCAGGACUCUACGAAGACACACAAACAUCUGCUCCUCUGUGGCUUUUCGGCCUCACAGGCCCAACAAUCUGCUGUCUGCUGGACUGGACAUGCAGGUUAUUCUGUGGGGACUGCAGAAGACACGUCCCCUCUGGAACCUCAACCUCCAAGACUUAGCGGAGGAGGUGGGUGACAAACAGCAGCGUCCUGGUCAGCUUUUUAACCCUCCGCUGGCUCACUGUGUCUCCGUGGCCAGCUGUGGAAACAUAGUGGCUUGUGCCGCUGAGGACGGCCGAGUGCACCUCAUGCGGGUGGGCGGCGGCUCUAAACUGGAGAGGCAGGGGGCAUUCAAGGCACAUUGCCAGGGAGCCUCCCAAGCUCAUUUCAUACAGUUUCUCUCACACCCUUACUGGCUGGCCACUGGGGGCAACGAUGGCCAAGUGGAUCUGUGGGACGUUAGCAAACACGACGUGGUGGCACCAGAGGAAAAGGUCAAAGUCAAGGGUGCAGCUGCCUCCUACAGGAAGGGAAAACGAAAGGCCAAGAGAAACGCAGAUGAGGUGCAUGAGAAAGAUGUGGCAGACGCUGAGGUGAUGCCAGAUUCUGGACCCAAAGUGAACAUCAAUCAUGGGGACAAAGUCAACUGGUUGUGUCCUGCUUUGCUCAAAGGAACAGCUAGUCUGAUUGUGGCUGAUCAAAGCUCCAGUCUGACAGUUUAUCCACUGUCUGAGCUGUAA
This is a messenger RNA of Nerophis lumbriciformis (worm pipefish), 1110 nucleotides long. The record is from RefSeq and is a predicted model, not a curated record. NCBI's taxonomy places the organism in Eukaryota, Metazoa, Chordata, Actinopteri, Syngnathiformes, Syngnathidae.